UCCGUGGCUUCGGCUGCAUUUCCUAUCCAUACAUCCAAGAUGGGCGGCCAAGUAACACGCUGCGACUUUGAAUGGUCUUACACCGCAGAGCCGCAUGCGACUAGAAGAAAAGAAAUUCUUGCCAAAUAUCCCGAGAUCAAGAGACUUAUGGGCAGUGAUCCUUUAUUCAAGUACGAAAUCCUGUCUUUGAUAGUGGUUCAGUUUGCACUGACGUUUCUCCUGCGUGAUGUAUCUUGGACCAUUUUACUGCUUUCAGCCUACUUCAUAGGGGCGUUCCCUAGCCACGCCCUCAUCGUUGGGGUGCACGACAUCUGCCAUAAUAUCCCAUUCGGUAACGGCCGGCCUUUACUAAACAGACUCUUUGGCAUUUUAGCGAACCUACCGACAGGUAUUCCCUCCUCAGUUGCUUUCAAGAAGUACCACCUCCUCCACCACCGCUAUAUGGGAGUGGAAGAAAUGGAUCCCGACCUGCCAACCAGUUUUGAAGCUCGAAUGUUUUACAACUCUAUCACCAAACUAGUCUGGGUAAUUUUGCAACCUUUUUGGUAUGCAUUGAGGCCUCUAUUCAUCAACCCCAUAGCCCCAAACGGCUUGGAAAUCCUUAACAUUGUUGUUCAAUUUGCUGUGAAUUGCGCCGUAGUGUACCUCUGGGGGGUGAAGUCACUCGUAUUCAUGGUUAGCAGUACGAUCCUUGGAGCAGGCUUACAUCCUAUGGCGGGCCACUUCAUAGCUGAACAUUACAUGUUCGAAGAGGGCUUUGAGACAUAUUCUUACUACGGUCCUGGAAACUAUCUGACAUUUAAUGUCGGGUAUCACAACGAGCAUCAUGAUUUCCCAAGUAUCCCAGGUUCAAAGCUCCCUUUGGUAAAGAAGAUUGCAGCGGAAUAUUACGACAACCUACCGUACCAUACUUCUUGGAUCAAAGUGAUAUGGGAUUUUAUAAUAGAUCCCAGAAUUGGCCCUUAUGCUAGGGUCAAGAGGCCGAAAGUCAAAAAGCCUAAAGGAGUAGAGCUUUCCUAGUAUUCAUGGUCUGCCAGCAAGCUCUCAAUUUUAGCGCACCGGCGUUUCUUUGCCCGAGCGUAACUAUGAGCCCUUGAGCAACGCGAACCAGGGAGAGGUCUGGAACAGGUGUAGCAUUGAUAAGACUCCCGGUAAAACUUUCCCCGACUAAUCUCAAAUCUUCCCGCGGGCGUAGAAAUGCAUUACUACUAAAGAAGGCUUGCUCCAGGCUAAAGCAGUCAUUCAAGG
This is a messenger RNA of Pocillopora verrucosa, 1248 nucleotides long. RefSeq names its product sphingolipid delta(4)-desaturase DES1-like. Lineage: Eukaryota; Metazoa; Cnidaria; Anthozoa; Scleractinia; Pocilloporidae. The record is from RefSeq and is a predicted model, not a curated record. Gene Ontology annotation, cellular component: membrane. Gene Ontology annotation, molecular function: sphingolipid delta-4 desaturase activity. Gene Ontology annotation, biological process: ceramide biosynthetic process.